AAUUGAAGAUGCCACAUUGAAGAGAGGAACAAAAAGGCGACCUGACAGCGGUAUCUGCACUUCCUCCACUUUCUCCGGGGUUGUCACGGGAUUUCAAUGUUCAGCCUGCUCUUUGGUUUCUGUGUUGACUUCAACCGUACCUAUAUGGCGUGUGUGACCGGAGAAUUCUGCCAGGCACAGCACCUCACCUCUGUGGAGAAGUGAAUCGGCCGCCCCGUCAGGGACUACGCUACCCAGAAACCCCCUUGAUUUGCAGCACAAAAGGAACUGCUGACUUUUUCCAAAAGACCUCGUGGGAUAUUGCGUAGUCCUUGGCCUGACAGCACCGUCCUGUCGCAACCAAUACGAAAAAAUAUUUGCUUUCUACUUUCUCCUUUAAUAGCCAAUCACAAACAGCUCUCCUGAAUGGGCCGUCUUGCCAACAUGAACCGCCCCGCUGCAGUCGAGAUUACCUACGAGUGCAUGAGGUUCCUCAUCACCCACAAUCCCACCAAUGCCACGCUCAACAAGUUCACAGAGGAGCUGAAGAAGUUUGGGGUGGACACACUGGUGAGAGUUUGUGACGCCACCUACGAUAAGGCUCCAGUAGAGAAAGAGGGGAUACAAGUAUUUGACUGGCCCUUCGAUGACGGAGCCCCUCCUCCCACGCAGAUUGUGGAUGACUGGCUCAAGCUGCUCAACACCAAGUUCCGAGAGCAUCCUGGCUGCUGCGUUGCUGUGCACUGUGUGGCAGGCCUAGGCCGAGCUCCAGUCCUGGUGGCCUUAGCCCUCAUCGAGGGAGGAAUGAAGUAUGAGGAUGCCGUGCAGUUCAUAAGGCAGAAGAGACGUGGAGCCUUCAACUCCAAACAGCUGCUUUACCUCGAGAAAUACAGACCCAAAAUGCGUCUGAGGUUCAAAGAUACCAACGGCCACAACUGCUGCGUGCAGUAGGCUGCCCAUCAGUGCAUCAGUUUAAUGUGCAUCUAGUCUGGAAUCUUCCAACACAAGGAGAUUUAAAAAAAAAAAAAAGAAAAAAAAGAAGAGUAAUUAUUGUGAUUUCUAAACAGUGAAUCAUGGUUAAUUGAUCAGAGAGCAAUGGAACGAUCAAACGAAACUAAAUCUGGGGAUCCACCAGCUGAAACAACGAAUGGAAGGUCAAAGCACACAGAAGGGCCCGCCUCCCGGUUCUACUGUACAACCACGGGCCUGAUUUUUUCCACGAGUCCAUCCUCCUUAUAUUUUUUUUCUUACUAUUUUUAUUUCAGUUGUAAUUAUGGGAUAAUACCUUCCAUUAUGUGAAUUUUUAUUUUUUACACAAAUGUCAUAAUUACUUUUUUAAUGUCCUCUAAUUAUUACAACGAUCGGGCCUUUUUAAAGAAAACAAAACAUUGAACACUUCGUGACUGUCUUUUAUUAUUAUUUUCAGUUUUUUUUUGUUUUUUUUUUUUGCACAGAACUUGAAAGAUUCACCUGAAAAAUGCAGUAAUGUUUUCCUUGUACUCUUCACUCGCUUUAAGUCACUUUUGAAUUAAGGGGUUCACUGAGUGUGAAUGUCGAUAUUUAUUCACAAAGAAACGUGUGGCAGUUUUUUAGUUUGGCAGGGUGCAAGGACCAGUAGGUUUAUUUUUAAUUUUAUUUUAUUUUUUCAUUGUUUGAGCCUUUUUUUUUUUUCCUCCUCUUUGAAAUCUUGGAGUGCAAUAAUCAGUCCACCUCAGAUACACUCAAACCCUGUUGAACAUCUCACACACACACACAUACUUAUACAUUUCAAACAAAAGAACUGCUCCACCUGGUUUUCCUCCGGUUUUUAAUCAUUCUACCUACAGAACGAGCGGGAAGUCUCCUCAGGACGUCCCCAAAAUAUGCACACUUAAACUCGUAAAUACAGAGCCUUAGCUCCAAUGUGACAGGCAGGGUGGAGAAGAAUGAAAAUGGUCAGUUUUUUUAAUCAUUGUACCCAUUUUGGAAACAUCCCCAAUUCGUAUUGGUUCUUUAAAAAUAAAUACAUUGAAAUAAACAAA
This is a messenger RNA of Austrofundulus limnaeus, 2000 nucleotides long. It is a transcript of the gene ptp4a2b, whose product is annotated as protein tyrosine phosphatase 4A2b. The coding region runs from base 406 to 930 and encodes 174 amino acids. The transcript is spliced from 7 exons. Lineage: Eukaryota; Metazoa; Chordata; Actinopteri; Cyprinodontiformes; Rivulidae. Gene Ontology annotation, biological process: protein dephosphorylation. The record is from RefSeq and is a predicted model, not a curated record.